Molecule: messenger RNA, 5107 nt
Organism: Salvelinus fontinalis (brook trout)
Lineage: Eukaryota; Metazoa; Chordata; Actinopteri; Salmoniformes; Salmonidae
Product: DCN1-like protein 3
Exons: 3
Coding region: 1311-2327 (338 amino acids)
Biological process (GO): protein neddylation; positive regulation of ubiquitin-protein transferase activity
Cellular component (GO): ubiquitin ligase complex
Molecular function (GO): ubiquitin-like protein binding; ubiquitin conjugating enzyme binding; cullin family protein binding
Source: RefSeq, a predicted model, not a curated record
UGUUGAUUACUGUUCGUUUGAAUUUUUGCCAGCCACUUCAAUGUUUAACUUAAUUUAAACAGGGGAGCCCAUCCUUAUCCAUUGUAGAUCAGUGGUUAUUAUAGCUUUCUAGAUGUCUCGCUGGUGGGGUGCUCUGCGGGGAGGAAGUGAUGCAGGGAAAAUUCCCUUAAUAUCCACAUAAGGGCGAAACACAAAGAAUCUGUAAGCCUUUCGUACUGGUUCAUCUGAGUUGUUUGAUUUAGCAGUCAAUUUAAAGUAGAAGUCAGUCGUUUAGGGCGGUUGUUUGCAAACCAGGUGCGUUCUUAUCAGGCAAAAGUCAACUGAAACACUCGGUUUUGUUUAUGAUGCUGACUAGCUAACGUUAACUAGCUUUUUAGCUAUGUGGGGAUGUUUGUUUGUGUCGUGUCCUAAGCUAGCAAGCUAACGUUUUGUUUUACUAGCUAAUGUUAUUGGAGUGAUGUACGCGAUUUUCCAGACAAUCAUUUAUUUUUAAAAGCAAGUAAACAAACUGAAUCUACACGUGGGAGAACAACACCCCUGUAUGACAUUAUGCUUAUGGUGACAAGAUGGUGUAUGUCAUUCAGCGUUGCGGAUGUCAAGGUCACUACAAUGGAGCAGAAAAAGAUGACACCUUCAUCUAGAGUUGUCAAUGCAUUCUGAGGAAGUGUCUGUAAGUAUUUAUCAGCACCAACCCAUUUCUUGCUCUAUCUCCGAACUAUUCUUGUAGGGUAUUGUGUAGGCUAGUAGUAUGUAUGAGCCGGACCACUUCUAAUUGUUUUAUCUUGUGGUUUCUAUGGUUAAAACAUCUUGUUGUCUCUAAGUAUUUUAGUCUGUGUUUCGAUGAUAACCCAUGCUGUAUAAGGCUCCUCUCUAUAAGUGUUUCGUACUUAUACAGCCCUUCAGUUUGAUUUGGACCCCCCCUCCUCUCCAUGGUACAGUACCAGCUUCUAUGGUACCAGGGCCAGGCUUCAAAAAGCUGCCAGGCACUCCACCUUUCUUCGUUGGUGGUGAUGUAGCCUACUGUAUGAACUUCAUAUGUUUUUCUAACUUUAGCAUUUAGUGGUCAUUUUCUCUAGUAAUUAUUACCUCAGUGUUGUGGCUUUUGACCCUUCGUGACUCGCAGCUUUGUUGAUCCAGUGAUUCAUUGUCACUUUUAUUGCUGACUCUGUGUGACUGUGUUGGACUCCUACUCCAUCUCAGGGCCCAAGGGCAUGUUGAGACAUCUCACCAGGCCAGAGCAGAGGCGUCUAGGUGGGGCAGGCAGGGCCUGAAGGAGGGGAGGACAGACCGUGAGGACCAAAGAGAGCGACAUGGGCCAGUGUGUCACCAAGUGUAAGAACCCAUCGUCCUCGCUCGGCAGCAAGAGUGGCGACAAGGAGCCUGGGUCCAAGUCCCACCACAAGAAAUGCGGGGGCACGGGAGGCAGUGGGGGAGGAGGGCACAAGGACGAGCCCAGCGCCCUGAGCAGGAAGGCCUCCAGUGAGCUCAUGUUCAAUGGCACCAAGAAUGCCUUGGAGGUUACCGUGGAGACCACGGUGAUCCCCACAUCGGCUAUGAUGGGGGAACUGAGGAAUGAGGAGCACUCGGUGGCAGACCGGGAGGGGCCGUCCUUGCUGCGCAUCGAGGAGCUUUUCUGCUGCUACAAGGACCCGCAGGAGGAGUCUAUCUUGGAGGAGGGCAUGGAGAGGUUCUGCAAUGACCUGUACGUGGACCCCGCCGAGUUCCGUGUGCUGGUCCUCGCUUGGAAGUUUCAGGCGGCCACCAUGUGCAAAUUUACAAGGAAGGAGUUUGUAGACGGAUGCAGGGCGAUCAAGGCGGACAGUCUCGAGGGCAUCUGCUCCCGGUUCCCCUUCAUGCUGCUGGAGGCGCAGGGCGAGGAGAACUUCAAGGAGCUGUACCGCUUCACCUUCCAGUUCGGCCUGGACGCUGAGGAAGGCCAGCGCUCACUGCAGCGUGACAUUGCCAUUGCGCUGUGGCGCCUGGUCUUCACGCAGGACACGCCAGCCAUCCUCGAGCACUGGCUUGACUUCCUGGGCGAGAACCCGUCAGGUGUGCGGGGCAUCUCGCGGGACACCUGGAACAUGUUCCUCAACUUCACACAGGCCAUCGGGCCGGACCUGAGCAACUACAGCGAGGACGAGGCCUGGCCAAGCCUCUUUGACACCUUUGUAGAGUGGGAGAUGGAGCGCAGGAGAAAGGAAGAGCAGUUAAAGAAGGCAGAGGAGGAGGACAGGGGAUGCACUGAGACUGAUGAGAGCUCUCCCUCCAGCACAGACAGACUUGAAACAGAGGGCGGACGGGGCUCACAGACCUGGGGGGGGCACUGACUACAGGACUAUAGAAUUCUGGGAAGGGAGGUUGGGGUGGGCGUAGUCUGACAUAAGUGAACUGUACAUCUGUGAAUCAAUGGAUGACAAAUUGGUAUUACCAUUACUGUUAUUCCUCUCUCUCCUUUUCUGUUGGGGUGGGCUGGGAUUCGCUUACACCCUGCUUUAUUUCUGGUUAAUGAAAGGGCUCAAAUAACUAUUGUUUUAGCACUUCUAUUUAAGUUAUUUGUUUUAUUUUAUUUUUCUUGAAUGUGUGUUUUUGGUCAUUUGGACAUGUGGUCCAUUUUAAUCUUUCCCCACCCUCCCUAAACUCACAAAGAAAGCUCAGUAUAUAAGUUUGCUUUAAAAGCCAGGUGCCAGAAAGCCAUACACCUUCCCAAGUCUCAUAUUUUUACAGCUUACAUUGACCUGGAAACACUGGUGAUUUGACCUCUCACCCAAAGACGCAGGCCUAAUUAAAUUCUCAUAUUACAUUAAGGGAAAUCUAGUUGUCCGCAAAUAACACCUUAUUACCAGAUCCUGAGCUUUACCUUUUGGGGUCAGUGAAAUCAACUUGAUUUUAAUUUUAAUUGCAUGAAAUGUGGACUAUUUAAAGGGUUCUGUUCUUGGCCUAUCUAUCUAUUGCCUGUAGUUGUGAUGGCCAACCAUGAUUUGUUCAAAGAUGUGGUCGUACUCGAGCGUGCAUAAUGUCCUAAGACUAAACAUUUAUUUGACAGUGACAAUACCAAUUACUUCCUAGAAUUUUUAUUUUAUUUAUCUAAAUUAAAAAGUGUUUAAGGUAUAUACAGUGCAUUUGGAAACUAUUCAGACCCCUUCACUUUUUCCACAUUUUGUUACAUUUUGCCUUAUCCUAAAAUGGAUUAAGUUAAUUUUUGUCCUCUUAAUGACAAAGCAAAAAACGUUGUAGAAAUUUUAGCAAUUUGAUUACAAAUAAACAAAUGCCUUAUUUACAUAAGUAUUCAGACCCUUUGCUAUGAGACUCUAAAUUGAGCUCAGGUGCGUCCUGUUUCCAUUGAUCAUUGAGAUGUUUCUACAACUUGAUUGGAGUCCACCUGUGGUAAAUUCAAUUGAUUGGUCAUGAUUUGGUAAGGCACACACCUGUCUAUAUAAGGUCCCACAGUUGACAGUGCAUGUCAGAGCAAACACUAAGCCACGAGUUCGAAGGAAUUGUCUCUAGAGCUCCGAGACAGGAUUGUCGGCACAGAUCUGGUAAAGGGUACCAAAAAAUGUUUGCAGCAUUGAAGGUCCCCAACAACAGUGGCCUGCAUCAUUCUUAAAUGGAACAAGUUUGGAACCACCAAGACUUUCUAGAGCUGGCCGCCAUGCCAAACUGAACACUUGGGGGAGAAGGGCCUUGGUCAGGGAGGUGACCAAGAACCCAAUGGUCACUCUGACAGAGCUCUAAAGAUCCUCUGUGGAGAUGGGAGAAUCCUUCCAGAAGGACAACCAUCUCUGCAGCAUGCCACAAAUCAGGUCUUUAUGGUAGAGUGACCAGACAGAAUAUGAACAGAGCAAAGUACAGAGGGAUCCUUGAUGAAAACCUGCUCCAGAGCGCUCAGAACCUCAGAUUGGGUUGAAGGUUCACCUUCCAACAGGACAAUGACCCUAAGCACACAACCACGACAACGCAGGAGUUGCUUUGGGACAAGGCUCUGAAUGUCCUUGAGUGGCCCAGCCAGAGCCUGGACUUGAAACCGAUCAAACAUCUCUGGAGAGACCUGAAAAUAGCUGUGCGGCAACUCUCCCCAUCCAACCUGACAGAGCAUGAGAAGAUCUGCAGUGAAGGUGCUUCAACAAAGUACUGAGUAAAGGGUCGGAAUACUUAUGUAAAUUUUAUACUUCAGUUUUAUUUUUAUAAAUUAGCAAAAAUGUCUGUUUUUUCUUUGUCAUUUUGGGGUAUUGUGUUUAGCUUGGGGGGACGACAAUUGAAUUAUUUUAUAAAAAUAAGGCUGUAACGAAAUGUGGAAUAAGUGACGGUCUGAAUGCACUGUACCAAUAAGUCCUUUCAAAUGUCAAGUUGAUUUCUUCGAAAACGAUCCCACUCUUUUAUGCUCUCUUCUGCUCAUUGAGUGCUCUAGACUGCAGUAGUGUUUUAGCUUAUUCUAACUAACAACCAGGGCUUGGUUCCAUUUUGGUCCCUAGCCCCUGUCCCUUUUAGUGUUCACAGAUCCCAAAUGACUGGACGCAUCUAAGCGAUAUGGUUUUGGCCUGUGGACUUAUGCCUAUAGCUUUCACAUCUAUUUCUUUCAGAUCUGUGAACACCCUAGAGUAGGUAGGUGUUACGGGUUGGCCCUGGUCUUGUGCAAACAGAAGGUGGCUGUACCUGGGCUACAUUCAGGACUGUCACGUUGGGGCGUUACACAAAGCUUUUGUCUCGUUUACCUUACCAAGUUUUCAACAAUCUUACACCAUUGGACAGCUAUUCACUCUAGUUUUGUGAGCAUGUCAAGAAUGUGUGUUGGCUGCUAGUGACCGUUGUGUUAAGUGCACAAAACACAAUAGUCCUCCUAGUCGCCAUGCUUGUAAUGCUCUCAUGCAUUUAUGUCUGCAACACUCGGUUCUAAACCAUUCACAACUGUUGAAUGAACUUGGACAUAGCCCAGGCCUUUUGGUGACAGUGAAUCGUUGACCAGGUGUAUUGGCUCAUUGAGUGUCUGUAACUAGGUCAGGUGGUGCCCUUCUUGUGAGGUUUACAUUUACAAUGGUUUCAUUUCAGAUCCCUUUGCCUUUUUUAUAUAAAAUGCAUUGAUUUAUAAUGAAUAAAACAGUGUUCAACUUUU